AUGUGCAGGACUUGGGUUGUAUUUGCCUGUGCUCAGCUGUUGGGAGUCCAGUUACAUCUGCACCAACCUCAGCGGUUCCUGUUUGUGGAAGUUGGUGGGACAGCAGAGAUCCCCUGUUCCUCCAAGGAAAAUUUGGAAGGGGGAGCAAAUGUGCACUGGUAUCUGAGAAGGGCGGGUGAGACCCCCACACACAUUAAGAAGUGUCGGGAUAAAAAUGUGAGCAGACUUGCUUGCAAGCAUACGGUAUACAGCGCAACCCUGGAAAUCAGGGAGAUCCAAAGGAAGGAGUCUGGCAUUUAUUACUGUGCACUUGCAGCCACCAACUGCUGGACUUUUGGGAACGGAACCACGGUGAUUGUUGGAGACAGCUUCACCGACAGCAGCUCCGUGCUGCUCCUGGUCCCCGUUGUAGAGGGGAACAGAGCCACGGAGCUUGCACAUUUGGCCUGUGUGAUCCAGGGCAUCUCCAACCUCGUCCAGGUGUCCUGGCAUGUACCCAGAGAGGAGCCAGUCCAGAGGCUGCCGCACUCGCUGGAAGGCAGCGAUGGGUCCUUAACACUCAUCCAUUGCAUCAGCAUCCCCUGGGCAAGCUGGGUCAGCGGGGCAGCCUUCAGCUGCGAGGUCAUAUUCAACUCAUCUGGCAGCAGCGUUUUCAGACAUGCCACGUAUAAUUCUCCCUCCGCACCCUGCAUCUUGCUCCCUGUCAUGGCAGUGGGCAGCGCCCUACUGCUGUUCACAAUUCCCCUGAGUCUCAUCUGGAUCUGCUGCCCUCCCAGAUGGGGAUCCCGACCCAGGAAACCAGCACCUCGCAUAUCCCAGCAGAAUGAGCAAAAAGGAGAAGCGAUCUAUACUGGGCUGACCACUCGAGAUCAGGAGACCUAUGAAAACUUUAAACCCAAGGGCAAUUAG
Messenger RNA from Alligator sinensis (Chinese alligator), 909 nucleotides. RefSeq lists its product as uncharacterized. The transcript is spliced from 7 exons. Bases 1 to 909 code for a protein of 302 amino acids. Gene Ontology annotation, biological process: cell surface receptor signaling pathway. NCBI's taxonomy places the organism in Eukaryota, Metazoa, Chordata, Crocodylia, Alligatoridae. Gene Ontology annotation, molecular function: transmembrane signaling receptor activity. The record is from RefSeq and is a predicted model, not a curated record. Gene Ontology annotation, cellular component: membrane.